Messenger RNA from Plasmodium gaboni, 2442 nucleotides. RefSeq lists its product as hypothetical. Gene Ontology annotation, molecular function: RNA binding. Lineage: Eukaryota; Apicomplexa; Aconoidasida; Haemosporida; Plasmodiidae. The record is from RefSeq and is a predicted model, not a curated record. The transcript has 3 exons. Bases 1 to 2442 code for a protein of 813 amino acids.
AUGAAUGAUAAUCAAAAGGUCAAUUUAUUUUUUGUAUCAGGUUUGCCAUUGGAUGUUUCAGAAAAUGAAAUGAAGGAAUAUUUUUUGCCUGACCAUGAAAUAAGCCAUUGCAAAUUAUAUAGUACCCAUUGUGGUAUAAAAAGUAGUUAUGGCUAUGUGGGACUUAAAAGUAACGAAAUAGAUAUUCAAGAAUAUGUAAAAAAUAAAAAAUUAAAAAAUAAGGAUAUAUUUAUUGAACUUAUUGAUGAAGAGAAUGAAAGUGAUAGUAACAUCAAUGAUAAUGUAAAUAGUGAUCAUCAUCUAAAUGGUGACGAUCUCCAAUAUGAUGAACAUCUCCAAUAUGAUGAACAUCGUCAAAAUUGUGAGAAAGAGAGCUCCCCUUGUGAACAAGAAGAACCUAAUACAAAUAAGGCAUUUAAUUUAAACGAAUCCAUUUUUGAUGAUACCAAUGGCACAAAUAAAAAUGAUAAUAUUUGCUACAAUAAUGUUAAAUUAAAAAAAAAGAAAGGAAGAAAAAAAUAUAUAAAAAUUAUCAACAAAAAUGGAGAUAUAACAAAAGAAGGGCUAUCUAUAUUAGAAAAUAUGAGCAUGCAAGAAGUUGUAUUAUUAAUAAUUAGAAUUCAAGAGUUAGUACGUAUGGAUCCUCAAACAGCUAUUAAAAUGUUAGAUGAAAAUAAAACUAUUUAUUAUUCCUUGGUGCAUGCUCUUUUUCUUUUGGGUAUAUUAAAUGUAGAAAUAAGUCCUUUAGAUAAUGAAGAAAUUAAAGAGAGUCAUUUAUAUCAAAUGAAAAAUUAUUUUCAAUAUAUCUGUAUGAAUGAUAAAAAGUCCACAGUCCAAAAUUUUAAUGAACCUAAAGCUCUCGUGGAUGAUGAAAGUGAAAAUUAUUCUUGUGAUGAUUCAUCUGAACAAUAUGAAGAAGAAAUUAUAAAUGAAGAUGUAAUAAGUGUAGAAGAAAAUCAAAAUGGAAUAAAUGACAAUUCUGUGAUAGAUGGUAUGGAUAAUACAUUUAAUAGUGAUAAUAUAAUAUAUGAUAAUAAUAAUAAUAAUAAUAAUGAUGAUUAUGAUGAUGAUUAUAAUUAUGGUGAUGAUUAUAAUUAUGGUGAUGAUUACCAUCAUAAUUUAAUAAAUAAAAAAGCUACCCAUGUAAACAAAAAACCCUUAUAUAAUAACUAUCAACCUUAUAUUUAUAAUAUGAAUAAUGAUACAAGUAUGGAAUAUAAUAAUAUGAAGGGUAUGAAUAAUCAUAACCAAUUUAAUAACAUGCGAAUAAAAAAUAAACAAAAAAAAGAUUAUCUAAAUAAAUCUUCAAUGCAAGAAUGUAUAAAAGUAAAUGACUCAUCAAGAAACAACAACAAUAAUAAUAUUAAUAGUAUAAAUAAUAUUAAUAGUAUAAAUAAUAAUAAUAAUAUGAUUGGAUCAGGAAAUAUAGUUAUACCAUUGGACAAAAGGAAAGGAAAUUUUUAUGGAAAUAAUCGAAUGAACAUAAAAAAUAAAACUAAUAUGCCCAUGGGAAAAAAUAUUAAUAUUAAUAAUAAUAAUAAUAAUAAUAUCAAUAAUAUCAAUAAUAUCAAUAAUAUCAAUAAUAUCAAUAAUAAUAAUAAUAUGUUUCAAAAGGGUGUGCCUAAACCACUAUAUGGCUUCAAUAAAAAUAAAGACGUUAACAGAAAUAAUAUUAACUAUGAUAAAAAUGAUGAAAAUGCUGGAGAUACACAAUUACAUAAUUAUAAUAAUAAUUUAUUAAAAUCAAGUAAAGAAAACAAAAACCAUAAUGAGAACACUCAUUUAUAUAACUCAACAAAUUAUAAUGUUAACAAUAAACAACAACUGUAUAGAAACAAGACCGAUUUAAGAAGUGACAAUGUUCCAAAUAAAUUAAUAAACAAAAUGAAACAUACAAAUAAUAAUCAAAGAAGAGGAAUCAAAUUAAUAGAUAGAAAAAAUAAUCCUGAAGAAAGUAAUUAUAAUGACAAUAAAAUAAAAAUUAAAUGUAUUAAUAUUGAAGAAGAAGAAAAAAAUAAAAUAAAUCACAAUAAUAAUCAAAGAAGAGGAAUCAAAUUAAUAGAUAGAAAAAAUAAUCCUGAAGAAAGUAAUUAUAAUGACAAUAAAAUAAAAAUUAAAUGUAUUAAUAUUGAAGAAGAAGAAGAAAAAAAAAAUAAAAUAAAUCACAAUAAUAAUCACAACAACAACAAUAAUUUGAUGACAAAUCAAAUUAAUACUAAUCUAGCUUUACUUCUUAAAAAAUUAAAAAUUUCCUUGAAUGAUAUACCAUAUGCUGAAGAUGAUUUAAUCAAAGAAAUAAUAAAUGAAAAAUCUAUUCUUCAAAAUAUAUUAAUAAGUAAAUAUGUAGACAUGUUGAAUUGGACAAAUGAACAGGUAUUACGUGUAUUGUCAAUCAGAAAAACAUUAAAGAAAAUUGGUUAUAAUAUAAACGGUGUUAUAUAA